AAAUAUCGCGCUUCAUCUGCACAGAGAGACCAAAAAUCAAAACCUGACCACUGUUGUUGUAGAUCAGCUCUGAUCAGCGUUCACAUAGAGCAGCCCUGAGGAGAGUUAGUUACAGGUUUAGUGUUCAGUUUCCAGAGAACAAUGCCAGAGGGUCCUGACCUCCACUUGGCCGGCCUGUUUGUGAACAGAGUAUGUACAGAUGUGGUCUUCACUGGAGCUGUGAUCAAGUCUGAAGUCAGUAAAGGACCCCAGAUUCCCUUUGCCUGCGAUGCCUACCUGAUCAGCGCCGUGUCCAGAGGGAAGGAAGUUCGUCUCACACUCACGCCCAUAAAGAGUGACACAAAAAGCAAAAAGAAGGCAAAGGAAGAGCAGUCGCCCAUGGAUGUGGUCUUUCGUUUUGGGAUGUCUGGUUAUUUUCGUUUCACAACUGUAGAGGACCUCCCAAAGCACGCCCACGUUCAGUUCUACACCAGAGAUGAACCGCAGAGGGUGCUGAGUUACGUAGAUGCUCGCAGAUUUGGCAGCUGGCAGCCUAAUGGGACCUGGCAACGAGAUCGAGGACCUUGUGUCCUGUUUGAGUAUGAGAGCUUCAGGCAGAAUGUUUUGUCCAACCUGUCAGACAAGGCUUUUGACCGGCCCAUCUGUGAGGCGAUGCUAAAUCAGAAGUACUUCAACGGGAUUGGUAACUACCUACGAGCAGAAAUUCUGUACAGAUUAAACAUCCCUCCCUUCAUGAAGGCAAGGACUGUGUUGGAGGGACUUUUGCCUGAAGAUGAAGACACAAAGGAGGUUAAAGAGGCUGCUGGGGAGAAUUGUGAUACAGCUGGGAAGAGGAAAUUGAAAACUGAGAGUCCUGAUAUUCUCUCACUCUGUCACACGGUACCACUGGAGGUGGUUGAACUUGCUGGAAAAGGAUAUGCCCCAGAGAAGGCAGAUUACCGGGCAAUUGAAAACUGGUUUCAGUGUUACUUUGUGGAAGGGAUGAACAGUCUAAGUGACCACAAUGGAAGAACUAUAUGGUUUAAGGGUGAUGCUGGACCAAUGGCACCUAAAGGUUCAAAAGCUUCCAAAACAAAAGGGAAAAUACAGAAACGUGAACAUGAGUAUACCAGUGCAAAGGGUGCAAAAAGGAAACAGACUGCUAGUGUUUCAAAGGAGAAGCCUACAAAGAAGGCAGCAGGUACUGUGAAAAUGGAAGUUGAUGAACCUAAAAGACGGAGCAGCACCAGGAGACAGAAUGGGAACAAGAAGAGAGCUGAUACAGAAUCUGAUCAGAACAAAAAACCUCAAACACUCAGAAAGAGCAGUUCACCAGGGCCUCAGGCUAGCAGGACUAGGAGCACAAGAAGGCAGAGUGGACAUGAAAGCAACACUAAAGGGAGAAGCACCGCUACAUCUCGGAGGAAGAAAAGAACAGCAGUUUAGAAAAAAAUUGGUAUGUGAUCAUUGAUAUUUUAGGUCUAAAGAACCUUUUGGAACUUGAUGUGAAAGUUCUUUGCCAAUGUAAAGGUUCUUCACUAAAUAAAACGUGGUUUUUCUAUAUCGUUGUACAGAGAUCCCUUUGAAGCACCUUUAUUUUCAGGAGUGCAUGUAAAACUGCAUUUCCCCCAAAGGGUAAACUAUAAAGUUAGAUUUUUGUUUUUGUUAUAUGAACUAAAGAUUUGUAGGAUCACUGUUAAGGGUUUUGUAUUUUUAUACUUUAAUCUGUCUAUUUUAUUAAGCCUUACCUUAUAAUUAGUUUUUUUUUUGUGAUUUAUGCAACAUGUAGACAAGCUAAAACUGAAUUUAUUUGGAAGAUAAUUAAAAACAAUUUCAGAAAAUCCAAAAAAAUACAUAUAAACAUACAUAUUUGAACUGAAAAAAUGUAUAAAAAGGACAUAUAUCUGAACUACUGUGUGAAGCUGUUAUUGCAGUACUGUAUUUUUAUACUGUAUUCUGACUAUUUUUUUAAUGAUUGUGAUUAAAAAGCCUGUUUUAAUUCAUAAA
Messenger RNA from Astyanax mexicanus (Mexican tetra), 1986 nucleotides. It is a transcript of the gene neil1, whose product is annotated as nei-like DNA glycosylase 1. NCBI's taxonomy places the organism in Eukaryota, Metazoa, Chordata, Actinopteri, Characiformes, Acestrorhamphidae. Gene Ontology annotation, molecular function: nucleic acid binding; DNA-(apurinic or apyrimidinic site) endonuclease activity; DNA N-glycosylase activity. Gene Ontology annotation, cellular component: nucleus. The coding region runs from base 142 to 1425 and encodes 427 amino acids. The transcript has 10 exons. The record is from RefSeq and is a predicted model, not a curated record. Gene Ontology annotation, biological process: base-excision repair.